Molecule: messenger RNA, 3892 nt
Organism: Etheostoma spectabile (orangethroat darter)
Lineage: Eukaryota; Metazoa; Chordata; Actinopteri; Perciformes; Percidae
Product: phospholipase B1, membrane-associated
Exons: 43
Coding region: 119-3445 (1108 amino acids)
Biological process (GO): phospholipid metabolic process
Cellular component (GO): brush border membrane
Molecular function (GO): A2-type glycerophospholipase activity; phosphatidylcholine lysophospholipase A1 activity; retinyl-palmitate esterase activity
Source: RefSeq, a predicted model, not a curated record
CCCUUUACAGGUGCAGUGAACUUUUACAAUCAGUGAAAGCUUGCAGUCAUUCUUUCUCUGAGGCUGAGGGGAAAAGGAGGAGGGCAUUCAGUGAAGUCACUCAGUGUCUCACCACAACAUGACUAGAUUUGCACUCCUGAUUCUGGCAGCCCUUGUUGGAUCCUGCACUCAGUUUCCAGAGACUGUCAACGUUGAUGUACGAAAAAAUGAACUACCACCAGAGAAGACAGGAAGUUACAUGCCAAUACUCUGCUCACCUACACCUGCUCCCUCAUCCCCAUCCUCUUCAGUUCAUACUCUCAGACCUGCUGAUAUCUCAGCUGUUUAUAGCAUGGGGAUUCCACUCUCACAAAGGGCUGAAGCAUCCAGAGUGGUCAAUAGAGUCGCUGAGUUGCUGUCCAUGUUUAACCCUGAAGUGAUCGCUCAGCACGUGGUUAAGCCCUCAUUGCAACCAAGAAGCUUGUUGGAGGAAGCUGAGGAACUGUCUCUCUCCCUUUUACAUCAGGUGACAGACUGGAAAUUUGGGCUGCUGUUUGUCUCUGCAGAUUUCAUGUGUGCCUGCUCACCAAAUGUUGCUGCAGAUGUUAAAGCUGUAGUGCAUGAAGUGGAGGAGGUUCUGCAGCUGUUGCAAAAAAAGUUGCAUCACAGUUUAGUUCACGUUGUGGUCUGGAGCACAAAUCAUCAGCAAGACAACAGGUGUGACUGCAUGAGAGACAAAAGCAUAAACCAGCGAUUACAUAAAGCCACUCUUCUAAAAACACUGCAGGACUCUCUAAGUCAUGUCCUGGAAAACCCGAAGUGGCACAGCGAAAGGGCAGACUUCACUGCUGUGCUGCAGUCUGCACCAGUUAUCCUUGAACCCAUCUCAGAUUCUGAGAGCACAUGGUCUGACCUAAACCAAUUAGCUUUACAGCUAUGGACAAACUUGCUACAGCCAUCGGCAGGUCAGGCAGAUGCCAUGGACACAAGCGUCAUUGCUAUUCCUUGCCCCACCCAGGAACGGCCUUUCCUGCAGACGCAGAAGAAUUCCCCCACUGACACAGAGGGCAAAGUUUACAGCAAAGCAUUGACACCUACAGACCCUGUUAUGGGUACUGGGAUACCUUGCACAGACCGCAGUCCAUCUCCCACUACCCCCACUUCAGUUCAUGAACUCAGACCUGGCGAUAUCAAGGUGGUGGCAGCAGUAGGCGACUCUCUUACAGCAGGCAAUGGCGUGGGCGCAAAGACGGACAACCUUCUGUUAGUGCUCAAUCAGUACAGAGGACUGUCAUGGAGCAUUGGUGGUGAUGAAAACAUUACCAGUGUGACCACUUUGCCAAACAUCCUGAGGGAGUUUAACCCCUCGCUGACCGGAUUCUCAGAGGGAAUUGGUAACGAGAACUCCCAUCAAGCCUUCCUCAAUCAGGCUGUGGCCGGAGCCAAGAGUGGUGACAUGGAACGCCAGGUGCGCGCCCUUGUGGAAAAAAUGAAAAAGGAUUCGCGCAUUGAUUUCAACAACGAUUGGAAAGUGAUCACCAUGUUUAUUGGUGGCAAUGACAUAUGUGACUUCUGCACAGACAGUGUAUUUUUCUCCCCCAGGAAUGUGGUCGGUCGAAUCCGCCAGGCUCUGGACAUACUCCAUAGUGAAGUGCCUCGUGCCAUUGUCAAUUUGAUAGAGCUGUUAAACAUUGUACCUUUGCGUGAUCUGCACGCUGAUAAAACUCUGGGCUGUCCCACCUGGUUUGUAAAUUUAGUUUGCCCUUGCAUACUAAAGCCUAAAAAAGAUUCCUCUGAACUUCAGAAGGCCAUUGACAUCAAUAAAGCCUAUCAGCAUGCUAUGAAAGAGCUAAUUGACUCUGGGCGGUACGACACACACCAUAACUUCACUGUGGUGCUGCAGCCUUUCCUACGGGAGAUUUUCCUUCCAAAGUUAGAGGACGGCCGGCCUGAUCGCUCAUACUUGUCACCCGACUGUUUUCAUCUCAGCCAGAAGGCUCACACUCUCAUGGCUCAGGCUCUUUGGAACAACAUGUUAGAGCCAGUGGGCAACAAGACCUUUAAACAUGACUUUGCAACUAGCAUUGAUCUGAAGUGUCCCUCUGAGACCAACCCAUUUUUUAGGACUGCUGUCAACAGCAACUACACCUUUCCAGGCCCUCCCCCUACUCCGCCUCCUGUUACAAAUUGGGGCAGUGACUUUUCCUGCAGUAACACAGCUCCAUCCAACUCUGUGCCCACUUCAGCUCACAGAUUACGACCAGCAGAUAUCAAAGUGGUGGCGGCUUUGGGAGACUCUAUAACGGCCGGCUUUGGUGCUAAGGCAAAAAAUCUCCUGCAGCUAAGAACUGAGUACAGAGGGGUGGCAUGGAGCAUUGGAGGAGACAAAACUAUUGAGACUGUCACGACAUUACCUAAUAUCCUGAAGAAGUUCAAUCCUGAAAUCAAAGGAGUGUCAUUGGGACAAGGCAAAUUCCGGACUGGCUUUAACAUGGCUGUAUCAGGAGCUAAGAUAUCAGGGAUCCCAGAGCAGGUCCGACGCCUGAUUGAUACCAUGAAGAGUAACUCUGCGGUGGAUUUUGAGAAUGACUGGAAGCUGGUGACCCUCUUCAUUGGAGGCAAUGACCUGUGUCAGUACUGCAACGACCGGGCCUCUUUGUCACCUCAGAACUACAUCCAUCAUAUGAUGACAAGCUUGGAUAUGCUCUACAAAGAGGUUCCCAGGACAAUUGUCAAUGUGUUGGGGAUUCUAGAAAUCGAAGGCCUUCGCAGGAUCAAACGAGAUAGUCUCGGGUGCAGUGUGUUACAAAAGUAUAUCUGCCCGUGCUUCCUGUUAGCAGCAGAGGAUUCCCCAGAGCUGGCUGAAGUAAAACGGAUCAACCGGGAACUACAGACUGAGACGGAAAAAUUGGUAUAUGGAAGCCGCUACGAUGAGAGAGAGGACUUUGCUGUGGUCUUGCAGCCCUUUUUCAGGAACACCAUUGUUCCUUUGAAUGCUGAUGGCAGACCUGACACCACCUACUUCUCUGAGGACUGUUUCCACUUCAGUGAACGGGGACAUGCUGACAUGGCUACAGCUCUGUGGAACAACAUGUUGGAGCCAGUGGAUAAGAAACAGGCAUACAAUAAUUUCACAAAUUCCAGAAAUAACAUCAAGUGCCCCAGUGAGGAGCAUCCUUACAUCUUCACAAAGGUGAACAGCUUUCCCUCUUCAACCACCACCACAGCACCCACAACUCACAGCACAGCUUCACCUCACAGCUCCACAGCACCCACAACUCACAGCACAGCCCUGCCUCUCAGCCCUCAAUGCACCGACAAUGUGCCAGUGUGGCUCGCUGCUGUGCUGGCCGUAACGGGUCUUCUGAUUGGCUGGGCAGUAACCUGGCUCCUCCUCUCCCGCAGAGCCAAGAGACGCAAGCAGAUGAUGACGGCUGCAGUGGAGAUGAAGGGCACUGUAUUUUAAAAUGCUAAUUACCGUGUUUUUUUACACUGCACUAUUCAAGGACCAAAACUACAAAACACCAUUGCAAUAUGUAAAUUAAUUGUAAAUUAAUGGUGAUAAUAAUGCAAUUUUUUUAACGAGACAUGAUAAGAAAGACUAGAAAGGUAUCCUUGAACCACAGAAAAUAUUACUGGAUGCAAAGGUGGAAAAAUGGAUCACCAGUCUUCACCUAAGGAAAGCAAUAAACAAGACAACUGGGUGACACUCCAUUAGAAGUCCUGCAUUCAAACCUCACCUAAGUGAUGAGGUGGAUGUAAAUGUUGUAGCUGGUCUAACAACUGACUUAAUGAGACAAUGCAGUCACCAACCACUGCAAACAGUACAUAUCCUGUGCAGAAGUUAUGACUGAAAACCAAUUACUGCUGUUAUAUAUUACAUUUUAUUAAAAGGGUCUAAGGAUAUAGUGUG